This is a messenger RNA of Grosmannia clavigera kw1407, 1485 nucleotides long. RefSeq names its product beta-glucanosyltransferase gel2. Gene Ontology annotation, biological process: fungal-type cell wall (1->3)-beta-D-glucan biosynthetic process. The record is from RefSeq and is a predicted model, not a curated record. Bases 1 to 1485 code for a protein of 494 amino acids. Lineage: Eukaryota; Fungi; Ascomycota; Sordariomycetes; Ophiostomatales; Ophiostomataceae. The transcript is spliced from 3 exons. Gene Ontology annotation, molecular function: 1,3-beta-glucanosyltransferase activity. Gene Ontology annotation, cellular component: fungal-type cell wall; cytoplasm.
AUGUUUGUUGCGACUACACUCCUUGCGCUUGGCGCAACCCUCGUCAGCGCGGUUCCGUCUCUUGUGGUUAAAGGGAGUCAGUUUGUCAAUCCGUCCACUGGAGACCGAUUCCAAGUUGUUGGUGUCGCAUACCAACCGGGCGGCUCUUCAGGUUACAACCCAUCACUCGGCUUCGACCCCCUGAGUGAUGGCUCAAAGUGCCUUCGGGAUGCCGCUCUCAUGCAGAUCCUAGGAAUCAACGCUAUCCGCGUAUACAAUCUGGAUCCAGACUUGAACCAUGACGAAUGCGCCAGCAUCUUUAAUGAUGCGGGUAUGUAUUUGAUGAUCGAUGUCAACUCUCCUCUCGUUGGUGAGAGUCUCAACAGUGAUGAGCCCUGGACUAGCUAUUACGCUGCCUAUCUCAAUCGGACGUUUGCUGUUGUUGAAGCGUUUCGCCAUUAUCCAAACACGCUUUUGUUUUUCUCUGGUAACGAGGUGAUCAGCGAUCUCGACAGCGCCAAAGCCGCCCCCCCUUACAUUCGAGCUGUGACCCGUGACAUCAAGACAUACAUUGCUAAGCAUUCCGACCGCUCCAUUCCUGUUGGCUAUUCUGCUGCCGAUGUGCGUUCAGUGUUAUUUGACAGCUGGAACUACUUCCAAUGUGCGGAGUCAGGUGUUGCCAACGAUACUAGCCGUGCCGAUGUCUUCGCCCUCAACAGUUAUAGUUGGUGCGGCGACAGUAGCUUCACCACAAGCGGCUAUGAUACUUUAGUCGAAGGCUUCAGUGGCACUUCCAUUCCCGUCUUUUACUCCGAAUUUGGCUGCAACGUCCCCGCACCGCGAAUUUUUACCGAAGUUAGCACCAUAUAUAGUGACAAGAUGAUGCCUGUUUUCAGUGGUGGAGUUGUAUACGAAUACGCCAAUGAGGUCUCCAAUUUCGGUCUAGUCAACAUUAGCACUGAUGGUAGUGUUGACAUCCUCCAAGAUUUCUAUACUUUGCGGGACCGGUACAGCAAGAUCGACUUCAAGUCCAUUCAGACAACUGUGGCCAACACUUCGACAACCAAGCCUCCUGUCUGCAGCUCCAAACUUAUUUCCAGUGAUGGGUUUGACAGCAACUUCACCUUGCCUGUUCUUCCUCCUGGCGCACAACAAAUCAUCGACAACGGCGUCUCGCCGAAGCCCAGCGGCAAAAUCAUCGCCAUCUCUAAUUGGAACGUCAAGUUUACAGUUCGCAACCCUGAUGGAACUGUUCUGAGUAAUCUUUCUGUCAAGCCUAUCUCGGGUGGCAAGGCAAAUACUCCAGGAAGCAAUACGGCGUCCAGUACAUCUAUACCGACGUCCUCAAAAACCCCGACAGCGUCAAUGUCAAGUGGGGCCUCUGCUUCUGCAACUGCUAAUGGUAGCAUCGAAGAGAAUUCUGGCACCGACCGCAGUGUUCCCAUGCCAGUUACCGUCAUUGCAUUCACGGUUUUCCUACCCAGUAUUUGGGCUUGGUUUACGUAA